This is a messenger RNA of Linnemannia hyalina, 1566 nucleotides long. The record is from the annotation of a GenBank genome assembly. NCBI's taxonomy places the organism in Eukaryota, Fungi, Mortierellomycota, Mortierellomycetes, Mortierellales, Mortierellaceae.
AUGGUGUACUGCGGCCUUGUGACAUGUCUGACAUCGGUCUCGAUCGGGUAUGUGAUUGGCUCGCCCAAUAUCCUCGAAUCCGCCAUCCGAGGCAUUGGAAGCGACUGUGGCCCUCACGCUCCUUUCACCAUCCAGCAAGGGUUUCCCAACUGCUUCCAAUUCUCCGAUCUCCUCUGGGGCUUCGCAAUAGGCUCGUUCUGCUUGGGCGCGCUCGCUGGCAGCUUAGUCGCAGGCAGUCUGCAGAACAAGUAUGGCCGCAUCAAAGCCCUCUUCCUCUCCAGCAUCGUGUACAUCCUCGGCUCUAUCGUCAUCGGUCUUACUUUCCACCAGGUCCAAUUUAUCUUAGGUCGUAUCACCAUCGGCUUCGCUUGCGGUCUCGGUGGUGUCGUCGCACCCACGUACCUAGGUGAAAUCGCGACUAUCCAGGGGAGAGGUAUCCUCGGUACAUUCCAUCAACUCUUCUUGGUAGUUGGCAUUCUCCUCUCGAAUCUCAUCGGCCUUGCAUGGAGCACCCCACCUGGGUGGAGGUUCGUCCUGGCCCUCAAUGGUAUUCCCGCCUUGAUUCAGUGCCUCUUUUUGUCACAACUUGUCGAAAGCCCUCGGUAUUUGGUUUCGCAGAAGAGGAUUAAGGAAGCCGAGCGGUCCCUUCAAAUCCUGAGGGGACCCGAAAAGUUAGUCAGCGUCCAAGAGGAGCUUGCUGAUAUGAUCCUCUUGCUCACUGGCAGACGUGUCCCUGUCGAUGACGACAAAGAUUGCAUAGAUUCCCUUUCCUCUUUUCCUUCAGAUGGUGUGCCACCCCCGGUUCAUCGCGGCAACUCUGCCGCCACCCUCCAAAAUGAUCCUUCUCCCGUACCUCUCGUCGCACUUCCUCCCUCACACCCCGACAAAAAACAAGCCAGUAUUAGCCAAGAGCCCUACGGAUUCUUUACCCUCUUUCGGUCCGAAUGCCGCGGUCUUGCGCUGGUAGGAGUCUCAAUCCACUUUCUCCAACAGGCCACAGGAAUCAAUGGGCUCGUCUACUACUCGACCUCCUUCCUCAGCGACACUUUUGGCCCUGGGAAUUCCAAAUACAUCACCAUCGGCGUCACGGUCUGCAACCUCCUAUCAACCAUCUGUGGAGUCUUCCUCAUCAACCGUGUCGAUCGCAAGACACUUCUCAUGGCAUCCUUUGGUGGGAUCGCUGCUUCUGCAAUGCUCCUCAUCAUUGGCGCCUAUUCUGACGUUGGUGGCCUGGUGGCCGCCGCCGUGUUCUUGUACAUCAUCGCUUUUGCGGUCGGCCUUGGCCCCAUCCCCUGGCUGCUCCUCUCAGAGUUUCUUCCAACCUACGCUCUCUCGUCUGCAUCCAGCGCUGCGACGGGUGUGAAUUGGAGUCUCAAUUUUGUCAUUGGCCUGUUGUUCCCAUCGCUCACUAAAGCUAUGGGCAACACCACGUUUAUUCUCUUUGGGGGGAUUAGCAUCAUCGGCGUCGCUUUUGUGUGGUUUUUUGUUCCAGAGACGAGGGGCCGAUCCAUAGAACAGGUCAUGGCCGAAAAAGGCGUCCCUCGUCGAUCUCCCUCUUCUUCCUAG